This is a messenger RNA of Seriola dumerili (greater amberjack), 1936 nucleotides long. Its product is annotated as cytochrome P450 4B1. The transcript has 12 exons. Gene Ontology annotation, molecular function: monooxygenase activity; iron ion binding; oxidoreductase activity, acting on paired donors, with incorporation or reduction of molecular oxygen. The record is from RefSeq and is a predicted model, not a curated record. NCBI's taxonomy places the organism in Eukaryota, Metazoa, Chordata, Actinopteri, Carangiformes, Carangidae. The coding region runs from base 55 to 1602 and encodes 515 amino acids.
UUUUGUUUCGUACAGAGGCUUCCUCCUGCACCGAGGCACACGGGCAUCGUCGGGAUGGAGUUAACUGAAGCUUUCGUAAUAUUUCAGUUGGGCUGGCCUCGCAUGCAUCACUUGUUCGCUCUCCUUUGUGUUUUCGCCGUUGUGUAUAAAUUAACUGUCUUGAUCGCCAAAAGAAAGGCUACGUUUCGAAGCAUUGAAGCUUUUCCAGGACCACCGGGACACUGGCUCUUUGGACAUGUUUUGCAGUUUAAACAAGAUGGGAAAGACUUUGAGAAGAUAGUGAACUGGGGUCAAGAGUACCCAUAUGCUUUCCCACUGUGGUUUGGUCCCUUUGUUUGUUUCCUCAACAUUCACCAUCCAGAUUAUGUAAAAACCAUACUGACAUCAACAGAACCAAAAGAUGAUUUGGCAUAUAGGUUUAUUGAGUCUUGGAUUGGGGAUGGUUUAUUGGUAUCUAAAGGUCAGAAGUGGUUUCGUCACAGACGGCUCCUGACACCAGGUUUCCACUAUGAUGUUUUGAAAGCAUACGUAAAAUUGAUGUCAGAUUCCGCUAAAACUAUGUUGGACAAAUGGGAAAGUUAUGCAACCACCAAUGAGUCCUUUGAAUUGUUUGAACACGUGAGUCUCAUGACACUGGACAGCAUCUUGAAGUGUGCAUUCAGCUACAGCAGCAACUGUCAGACUGAGAGUGGAACAAAUACAUACAUCAAAGCAGUGUAUGAACUCAGUGAUCUGAUUAACCUGCGGUUCAGGACAUUUCCAUACCACAACGACCUCAUUUUCUACCUCAGCCCACAUGGCUUUAGAUACAGGAAAGUGUGCAGGGUGGCUCACAGUCAUACAGAGGAGGUUAUAAGAAAGAGGAAAGAAGCACUAAAGCAAGAGAAGGAGCUGGACAACAUACCGGCCAAGAGAAACUUGGACUUUCUGGACAUUCUUCUUUUUGCAAGAGAUGAGAAACAGCAGGGUUUGUCAGAUGAAGAUCUACGAGCAGAAGUGGACACCUUCAUGUUCGAGGGCCAUGACACCACAGCCAGCGGCAUCUCUUUCAUCCUCUACUGUCUUUCCUGCCACCCAGAACACCAGAAGAUUUGCAGGGAUGAGAUCAUUGAGGCCCUACAUGGCAAGGACACCAUGGAGUGGGAGGAUCUUAAUAAAAUUCCAUACACUACAAUGUGCAUAAAAGAAUCCCUCCGUCUUUACCCUCCCGUACCAGGAAUGUCCAGAAAACUCACCAAACCCAUGACCUUUUUUGAUGGAAGGACUGUGCCUGAAGGUUGUCAUGUUGGAACAACUGUGUUUGGGAUUCACAGGAAUGCAGCCGUUUGGGAAAACCCUGAUGUCUUUGACCCACUGCGCUUCCUGCCAGAGAAUGUUUCCAAAAGGUCACCUCAUGCAUUUGUGCCAUUCUCAGCUGGGCCAAGAAACUGCAUUGGUCAGAACUUUGCCAUGAAUGAGAUGAAAGUGGUGAUAGCCCUGACACUUAAGAGAUAUCAUCUGAUUGAGGACCCCGCUUGGAAACCCAAGAUAAUUCCUAGACUGGUGCUCCGCUCACUCAAUGGCAUCCACAUUAAAAUCAAGCCCGUAGAGCCACAAGUGUAAAGGGAAAUAACUUUGGUGAAUACUGGUGAAACUGGAAAUUCCACUUCAAUGAGGGAAUCAUUAAAUUAUCUUUAAUUUCUAAUAUUUUAACUAAGCUUUUACACUAAUAUAUAACUUAACAGAUAAUGAUGAACUGUGGAGUAUUUUGUGUAUUGACUAAAUAUGCCUUUGGGGAAUUAACUUGCUGAAUAAUAAGUUGAUAUUCUUUUUUUCUCUUUCUGUAACACUUUGUUGUGAGACAUUUUUGAAUAUAGCGAAAAAGACCCUUCAUUUUGGUUUGACAUUUGCACUUACUGUAAUCCGUUUGUAAUAAAUAUCAAAUGUUGAAAAAAUA